CUUGUUCUUUGUUUCUGUUUAAUUUAUUUUUUGUUUUUUGUGAGGAAUUGUUAUGUGGGUAUUUCAUUUGGGUUGUUUAUUUUGCGAGGAUUUUUCAUGUGGAUAUUUCGAUUUGAUUAUUUUCGGUUUGGUAUCAAAUUUUCUGGCUUUUGAUUGAGGAUGGUUCUUAGAGGACUACUUUUUUGGUUUUUUGGUUGAUUUUUGAUCCUGUGGAUCUAGUUUCCUGUUGUUCUGUGUGGGUUGAUGUUCUCUGGGAUGAAUCUAUUCUUGAUUUAUUGCUGUUUGAAUUUAGUGUUGUCAAGCUGGUCUUUAUGCUUCAAUUUGGCAAUUUUGUGAAUUUUCCAUUUCUUUUAAUAAUUCAGUAUUAUUAAUAUUAGGUUUUUAGAUGCCUUUGCAAUAGUCUUGAAAGGAACUAUGAGGAUGAUUGUUUUUGCUUACGCUUAAUAAGAGAGUGCCAAAUUUGGUUGCUCAUAGAAUCGAUAACUAGGAAGCAAGCGGAGAGUAGAAGUAUGUGACUUACUUAUACUGGCCUAAGUUGAUGUGGAUUUCCAGAUUUAGGAAACAGAUUUCAGCAAAUCCACUAGGCAUUUGCUUCAACCUCUUUGACCAUUAUGGAGGGUUUUGGGUUUAGUGAUGCAAGCAGUGCUGUGAGGAAGAGGAGGAGUACUACAUCUCGUCGUCCUCGGAAUGACUCACAGUUGCCUUCUGAUUACCAUGAUAUCUCAUCCUUAUCAUCCACGCCACCUUCAGACAGUAAUAUAAUGAAGCCUGAAGAUGGAGGAUUUGGAGAAUCUGAUGAGGCUUCUAACAAUGGUUCUUUUCGAGGAAGUAAUGAGCAGAGGCACAGCGGAGUUGAUUCUAGAAGAUGCAGUGAAGGUGUUCUGGCCCCAGCUAAUUGGAAAAGCACAAGCAGCUUGGGGCAGAGUAGAGUUGUUUCAGACGGAGUAGGAAAUGACAAUAAAGUGAAAAAGGUCAAGCUUAAGGUUGGUGGCGUCAUACGCACUAUUAAUGCCAAGUCUGCAUCUGAUGGUGCAUCUGCUGUUGGGUCUUCUUCUACCAGAUCCUCCCGCUUCCCAGAUCCCCAACAGAAGUCAAUUGAGGAUUUGGAGGAUAAUCGUUCCUUUGCUUCAGAUAAGGGGAGUGGUUUGCGAGGAGUCCCAUGGAAGGAUUUCUCUAGAAGUAGUUUAACUGUUGGGAAAGCAGAUGGUUUGAGGGGUAGGAUGCCUGAAGAAAAUCUCUCUUCGAAACAAACAGAUAAGUAUGAGCCAGUUCGUAAGAGCAAACGGGUCCCAAAGAAACGCUUAUUGGAUGGAGUGCUUGAUGAUGAAGAUGAAGAUGAAGAUGAUGAUGAGAUUCGAUACCUUGAAAAGGUCAAAACAUCUAAGAUCACUGCUGAUUAUGGUGCAGAAUAUGAAGACGAACAGGAAGAAAGAAGUAGGAAACAGCGGAAGAUAUCAAAGGUAUUGAAAAGAAAUGUUGGUGGUCUAUAUGAUGCAGAUGUUGGAGAUCAUAGCUCAUCUAGAUUUGGCAAGGAGAUUAAGAAGAGUAAAUCAGGGAGAGUAUCUGAUGAUACUGACUAUGUGGAAGAGGAAGAGCCAGGGUCUGAUGGUGAGCCAACAACAAAGAGGAAGAAACCGAGAAAAGAAUUAGUUGAUUUAAUGGAAGAUUCUAAGAAAGAAAUGACAGUUACCACACGUCAACGUGCACUUCAAACUGGCAAAGAUGGCUCCUCCAGUUUUGGUGCUAGUUUAAUCGAGUUCCCAAAUGGGUUGCCUCCAGCUCCUCCUAAAAAGCAAAAAGAGAAACUCACUGAAGUGGAGCAGCAAUUGAAGAGAGCUGAGGCUCUUCAAAGACGUAGGAUGCAAGUGGAAAGGGCAGCUAGGGAAUCAGAGGCGGAGGCAAUCAGAAAAAUACUUGGCCAAGAUUCCAGUAGGAAGAAGCGAGAAGAUAAAAUGAAGAAACGGCAAGAAGAAUUAGCUCAGGAGAAGGCUGCAAAUGCCAUGAUUCUUACAUCAGACCAUGUUAGAUGGGUCAUGGGUCCUUCAGGAACAGUCGUAACAUUCCCCAAUGAGAUAGGCUUGCCAAGUAUAUUUGACCCCAAGCCUUGCAGGUACCCUCCUCCCCGAGAGAAAUGUGCAGGUCCAUCCUGUACAAAUCCUUACAAGUACAGGGAUUCAAAGUCGAAGCUUCCACUGUGUAGUCUCCAAUGCUACAAGGCAAUACAUGACAAGAUGAGGACUGUUUCUGCCUGUUAAGAUAAUGGAGUUCAAACUGCUUCUAUCACCUUAGUAGAUGUAGGCAAAUCUUGUACCAUUGUAUUGUAUGUAUUCUAUCUCUAUAAUAAGAUUGUGCUUUUGAUGGUUUAUAGAAUUGCCAUCUUGAUCAA
This is a messenger RNA of Hevea brasiliensis (rubber tree), 2386 nucleotides long. RefSeq lists its product as uncharacterized. NCBI's taxonomy places the organism in Eukaryota, Viridiplantae, Streptophyta, Magnoliopsida, Malpighiales, Euphorbiaceae. Gene Ontology annotation, biological process: chromatin remodeling. Gene Ontology annotation, cellular component: Ino80 complex. The coding region runs from base 612 to 2255 and encodes 547 amino acids. The record is from RefSeq and is a predicted model, not a curated record. The transcript is spliced from 8 exons.